UUUCAUCUCAACCGUUCAAGACGCUAUGCACAGAUUACGGAUCAGGAGCUUGACAGCAUGGUCAUUGAUGCUGUCGGUCAAAAUGAUCUAAUUGGACCUGAAUCUGUGAGGGCUCAGUUAAGCUCAGCAGAUGUGCUUGUACAGAGGAGGAGGGUGAGGGCGAGUAUGCUUCGAACCAAUCCAGAUGCAGCUGUUUUGAGAGCUACAUCACAAAGACUACAGCGCAGAACAUAUCGCGUAGCUGGCCCAAACUCUCUCUGGCACCUAGACGGUUAUCACAAGCUCAUAAGGUGGCGGAUUGUGAUUCAUGGAUCGAUUGAUGGCUACAGUCGGCUUGUGGUUUUCCUUGUUGCAUCCAACAACAAUCGCAGCAGUACAGUCCUGCAACAUUUCAGCACAGCAGUCACCCAGUAUGGUGUGCCAUCACAAGUGCGUUGUGAUUAUGGUGGUGAGAACGUUGAUGUUUGUCUCUUCAUGAAUGUCUUCCAUGGAAUGGGCACCAGGAGUGUUUUAAGAGGUCAGAGUACACACAAUCAAAGAAUCGAGAGGUUUUGGGGUGAUCUUUGGUCUGGCAUGAUCAAUGUGUACCAUAGCCUCUUUACAUUUCUGGAGUCUGAGGGGAUCCUUGAUCCUGCAAAUGAACUGCACAUGUGGGCUUUGCAGUAUGUGUAUCUCCCGAGAAUAAACAGGGAUCUCAGAAGUUUCCGCCGUCGUUGGAAUAAUCAUGGCCUGCGCACUGAGGGAUUUAGUACUCCAAUACAGCUGUUUGUCCGAGCAUGCCUGCGGUUGCAGAACAGGCCCUUAAGAGCCAUUCAGGAUGUAUUUGAAGGACCUGUCAAUGCCCCACAACUUCAGGGUGAUGUUCUACCACAGGGGCCAGAACCAGCAAUGGCACAAGAAAUGGACACACCUGAGCACCAUAAUGCCGAUCCUCUAUGGAGAGAGGACAUUAAUGUCCCUGAAAGUCUGUUCAAUCUAAAUGAAGAUGAUGUUCAUCAACUCCAAUGCUUGGUGGAUCCUCUGGGUGUCUCCAGGGAUGGCAUGGCUGUUGACCUUCUUCAAAUGACAAUUAUGUUCCUGCAGUCUGUGGUUCAUCCAUAGACUGUUAAUAUUAUAGCUUUGUGACAUUUUUUUUUAGUAGUUCUGGUUGCGAGAAUUCAGAAAUGAGACAAAUCCAAGACCUACAAGGAGGAGAAGGAGGAGGCCCAACCCCGCCGCGCGUACGAUAAGGGUACGCUUGGGAUUCAUUGAAGAGGGGACAAAUCGUCAAGUUGCUCGAGAGAGCCAGGGUAUUGUAAAUCUGUAUGUGCCUUUGGACCAGACAGAGGAGGAGUUUGUCAGUGAAAUAAGGCGUGUUUUCCCAAUGCUUGGUGAUAGAACAUUCGAGCUUUGUCGGAUGGAUGCCCAUCAUAACAUCAUCAUCCUGAAUUUGCAUGGCAUCACACCACGUGACAUAAAAGAGUGCCUUGAAUUGAAUAGGUCUGCGGUUUACGUCAGAAUCAAGGCUGAGGACCAACCUACUUUUACUGUGCACAACCAGGCACCCUUACCUGUAACGCCAAAUUCCACUCCCUUUACCAGACAAAGACAGUCAGACUCUCUGUUACCUGACAACAGCCAUGUGCCCCCCACAGAAGAAAGACCAGUGUACCUGUCACCAGGAAGGAUACCCUUAAGCACUGCACAGCAAACUAGAAAUGGCUCAAGCAGAUUGUCAAGUCAGGUGUAUAAUGAUGUCAGUUGUGAGGAUUCAGACUGUGUGUUUGUGGAGGAAACACGACUGGCAGAGGCUAGAGGGCAAAAUCCAGAGGUGCCAUCUUUUGAACGGAGAGUGGAAACUAUAGAACAGACACGGACACUAAGGAGAAGCCAGGACAUAGAAUACCUGGAGGCCCUCAACAGAGACCAGCAAAGGGACCAGGAGAGGGCAACGCAGAGAUUGUCUUUGGAGCGUAGCGAGGAAGCUGCACAGUUGAUGGAAGAGAGGAGACUGAAUGCCUUAAUGGAAAGACGCAGUCGCCUGUGUCCUGAACCUUCAGAUGGCUUCAGAAUCCAGCUCAAAUACUGUGAUGGUUCCAUGAAGUCGAGGCGGUUCCUACCUACACAGUCAUUGCAGAUCCUUAUGGAUUACGCUGGCAAUGACAACUCGGCCAGUGAAAUAUUCUGGUUGAGCAUGCCAAGUGCAGGCACACGGCUAUCAAGCACUAUGACUGGAACUCUUGAAGAACAUAACUUGACUACACCUUGCACAUUAUUUGUUCAGUGGUUGGAAGGAGAUGAGGUGGAACAAAUCCUUUUCAACUCUCCAAAUCCUGAAUCCAACAUUGAUGAAUGGCCAGAGGAGGAACACAUUGGCCAAAUAGACUCAUCAGUAAACACCAAGCAACGUGCUAUAGAGAUACUCACGGAGCUCACCAACAAACUUAAUUUGGAGGAUCGACACACGUCUAAUAUGAUUAAUGCAUGCAGAGAUGACAUUUAUGGAUCUGCAAAACGUGCAUUCACUAGACGCCUGUUCGACCCAUAUAAGCCACUGGGAGUCGUGUUUAUGGAUCUUGGCAAUAACUCAGAAGGGGCAGUGGAUGAUGGUGGCCCAACAAGGGAAUUUUGUCGACUCCUAAUGAAGGAUAUACAGAACAGGUGCCUAUUUGAAGGGCCAGAUCAUUCAAAAUUACUGGCCCUGGAUAGUCAUGCCAUCUCAAAAGGGGAUUACAAAUUGCUUGGGAAAAUGAUCAGUAUCUGCCUGAUUCAUGGUGGUGUAGCACCCCACUUCUUUGCACCACGACUGUUCAGUCUGGUUGUGGGUGAGGCUACAGAAGAUGUGGACCUGACAGAAAUUGUUGAUGAGAUGUUCAGGAGCCAGCUGCAGAAGAUCCAAGAUGCCAUAACCAUCGAGGAGACCAGGGAGGCUUUAGAAGAGGCUUCAAACAGCCUUUCUCUCCUUGGGUCUUUAAACAUCCAGUGUCGGACUCUGGAAGACAGGGAGACAGUCGUCCAGUGUGCAGCAAAGUUCUACCUGGAGGGGCGACUUAAUGCUGCAAUGGAACAGUUUGUGGAUGGUCUGGGCUGUCUAGGGUUGCAUGCUGCAAUGAAGGCUAAUCCGAUACAUAUCAGGUAUCUGUUCCUGGCCAAAGAGGACCUGCUGACUGCCAAGGACCUUAUUGACAUAUUCAGCCCACUCUUCGCAGAGGAGGGAAGCAAUCACAGGCACACUGAAAUAAGAACAUAUGCUUGGUUCCGUGACUUUUUGAUAGAUGUGGAAGGUGGAGAAAUGCAAGUGGAGCAAAGUAAAUGCCUCACUCUGCAGGAGGUUCUUGCUUUUACUUCUGGGCUGGAGGAGUUGCCCCCACUGGGGUUCAAAAACCAGCCAAUAAUUGAAUUUAUGCAUACUGACCGCAAAUUCCCUGAAGCCAAUACAUGUGAUGUAGUCCUCCGCCUACCAGUGCACAGAAGUUAUGAGGAGUUCUGCAACCACAUGUGCAGUGGGAUAUUGCAGGCCACAGAAUUUGGAAUGGCAUAAAAGUCAUGUUCUUGGUGUUGUUUUGUUUGUUCUAUCAGAUUCUAAUCAAACUGAAGUCAUUCAAAUAAAGAAGUA
Molecule: messenger RNA, 3595 nt
Organism: Carassius gibelio (silver crucian carp)
Lineage: Eukaryota; Metazoa; Chordata; Actinopteri; Cypriniformes; Cyprinidae
Exons: 16
Coding region: 1364-3520 (718 amino acids)
Molecular function (GO): ubiquitin binding; ubiquitin-protein transferase activity
Source: RefSeq, a predicted model, not a curated record